GCUUACACACCUGUCCAAGAUAGCUCGCCAGACCUCGUGCGUCGCAUGAACGUAUAUCGUCGGCAGUCACCCGUCGUUGCCCACGUCUCAGAGGACCGACUCCAAUCACCAUGUCUGGCCACGCACGGACCGCAUACAUCAACCUCCCCGAUGCGACGGCGCAUCAUGUACCCUACAAAGCUCCUCCAACUCCGCAAAACCCGGUGGUCAAGGGCCGCCCAUUGGCCUUUCUAGCUUCGCUUGUGGAGAACGUCCCCCUCCUACCGACCAUCCUCUAUCGCAAUGCAGGCUUCGCUGGCCUGCGAUCACUCGAGGAACUCGACGACGUUGUUCCGCGAUUCGAUCCGACUGUGAUUAGGCCACCUCCACCGGGAGACAAAGCGCCGGCGAGCGAGCCGCAAUACACAAACCUGCGUGUCCCACCUCAGAACUCCCAGGGCCGUUUCUACACGGUGGAAGACUACCACAAUGCCUACAAGAGCGGGCGGCUGACACCAUCCGAUGUUGCGGAAAUACUGUUGCCUUUGAUCCGUCGAGAUGUCCCAGAUCGCUCUCCGCACUCAACGGCGUUCAUCGACAGCAAUGUGGAUGCUGUGAGGGAGGCUGCCGAGGCUUCCACCAAGAGGUGGAAGGACGGGAAGCCGCUGGGGAUUCUAGACGGUGUGCCUUUCGGCGCCAAGGAUGAUCUCGACGUCAAGGGAUACAAGAGAUACAUUGGCGCAACCAAGGACUACACUGAGGGUAAAGAGGUGGAGACGAGUUGGUGUGUGGCCAAGGUCGAAGAGGCAGGCGGUAUAAUGGUCGGGAAGCUGAGUAUGCAUGAGCUAGGGAUGGACACUACAAACAACAACCCGAACUGGGGCACACCUUUGAACCCUUAUAAUUCGAGCUACUACACGGGCGGAUCAACAGGAGGCGGCGGCUAUGCUGUCGCAUCAGGCCUCAUCCCCUUCUGCAUCGGAUCCGAUGGAGGUGGAUCCGUCCGAAUUCCCUCGAGUUACUGCGGCUUAUACGGCUUAAAGCCAUCGCACGGACGAGUCUCCACCGAACCUCUCCAAUCGUCGGACAACUCGGUCACAGUCAGGGGACCAGUCGCUAGUAACAUGGCCGACCUUGACAUCUCCUACCGCACCUUCGCAGUGCCUGACCCUUCAGAGCAGUCAUCCAGCCAGUUCUCUCCACCCAAGCCAUUCGGAAGCCCUUCCAACUCUCCAAGCAAAACUCUAGGAAUUUGUAAAUCCUGGUUUGACCGCGCCGACCCGGCCGUCCAGCAGGCCUGCCACUCUGCCCUCCAAUACCUCGUUUCCGAGCACGGCUACCAAACCGUCGACAUCGACAUCCCCCUACUCCACCAGGGGCAAAUGGCACACGCCAUGACCAUCCUCGCCGAGACGACCGCAAAGGUGCAGUCCCUUGCUGGCCUCACCCCGCCUAACAAGAUCCUCCUCAGCGUGUCACGAGCAACGCCCGCUACAGACUAUAUCCUAGCACAGAAGCUCAGGCAGGUAUUGAUGCAGCACCUCGCGCAUCUCUUCCAAACACACCCCGGUCUCAUCAUUGUGACGCCCACCACGCCCAAUGCCGGCUGGCCCAUCGGCGACGGCGAAUUGAGCCACGGGAUGUCGGAUGGCAAUACGCAGGUGCGCAAUAUGGAGUAUGUGUGGUUAGCUAACUUCACGGGUGUGCCGUCCAUACAAUUCCCUGUUGGGUAUGUCGAUCCUGUCAAGGGGAGCGGCAAGAUUCCGGUCGGCCUGAUGGGAGCUGGAGAGUGGGGAAGUGAGGAGGACUUGAUUGAGUUUGGGUACGAUGGAGAGGACUGGUUGCAUAAGGGGUAUGAGGGUGGGAGGAGGAAGCCUGAGGGGUGGAUUGAUGUGUUGAAAUGGCAAAUGUAAAGGCUUGGAAGGGUGUGAGAACAGGCUGUUGGAAAAUACAUGGAAGUUGGGAGGUUCCGUUCUCAUUCGACACUUCAUCGAAUAUCACAUAUGAAAGCAGCCCAAUCGCAAUCAACGCCAGUAAACAAAAGAAGCGAC
Paraphaeosphaeria sporulosa is the source of this 2030-nucleotide messenger RNA. RefSeq names its product glutamyl-tRNA amidotransferase-like protein subunit A. The transcript is spliced from 3 exons. The record is from RefSeq and is a predicted model, not a curated record. NCBI's taxonomy places the organism in Eukaryota, Fungi, Ascomycota, Dothideomycetes, Pleosporales, Didymosphaeriaceae. The coding region runs from base 111 to 1892 and encodes 593 amino acids. Gene Ontology annotation, molecular function: catalytic activity.